Messenger RNA from Acaulospora colombiana, 234 nucleotides. NCBI's taxonomy places the organism in Eukaryota, Fungi, Glomeromycota, Glomeromycetes, Diversisporales, Acaulosporaceae. The record is from the annotation of a GenBank genome assembly.
AUGAGCUAUUCCGUGAUAGUCCUGAUCGAAUGGUCAGCAAUCGUUAUCGUUACACCAGACAACACCAAAGAAAAAAUUUCCCUUGAACGCGUAGCAUCCAAGACCGAAUUAUGCGAGAUGAACAAGAUGUGCGCUCGCCGUGCCAAAGUUCUUACAAAUACUCCGUUUCGCGGGUGGCGCGAGAGGAGAAUGAUGGGCGGUAAAGUGGUGAAUGGUAGAUUAGAUUGUAUGUGA